AUGCAUACUUUAUCUCAAUUAAUCGUUUAUCCACUCACUGGUUCAAAUGUUGUUCCAGCAAAAAAGAUUACCAAAAUUCCUUAUAUUCCUCCUGAAAUUAUUCGUAUUAUUCUUAGUUUCUUAAGAAAUGAUAGAAAAACUCUCGCUGCUUGUGCUUUAGUUAAUCAUACAUUUAACCUUCACGCUACUCCUAUUUUAUAUCAUACUGUCGCAUUUACUUUUCCUCAUACAUUUACACUUUUCGUUAAUGCCUCAAAUGAUAUUAAAAAACGUUGUUCUCAAAUGGUUCGUCACUUGGAUCUUUCUAGUUUCUCUACCUGUGGCUUACAAAAAAGUUCUUUUGAAACGCAAAAUGUCAUCAUUCCAGAUCUUUUAAUUCAUAUUCUAAGAUCCUUCACCGAAUUAAACGUCUUUUCUGUACCUGAAUCUUUGAAAUCCGUAAUUACCCUUGAUGUUUUAAAGGUUUUAUUUUUAGAAUGUAAAAAUGUCAAAAGUAUCGAUUUUUGUGGUUGCGCUAGUAAACAAUUUAGUAGUGCUUUUGAAGAAUUCUCUCGAUCAAUCAGUCGUGUUAAAAUUGAACAACCUUGCAACGAUUAUGAUGAAACAACUAUUUCUUUUCAUAUGACUUCCAAACCUUUAUUAUCUCAUUUGCAACGACUUUCAUUUCAUGAAUGUCCUACAAUUUCUGAAUACUCACGAUUAUACCCCUCCUCGCUCAUACUCCAAAUCUUACACAUCUUGAUUUGGGAGAUUGUUCUAUCAGUGAUUUAA
Messenger RNA from Dentiscutata erythropus, 771 nucleotides. The record is from the annotation of a GenBank genome assembly. NCBI's taxonomy places the organism in Eukaryota, Fungi, Glomeromycota, Glomeromycetes, Diversisporales, Gigasporaceae.